Molecule: messenger RNA, 487 nt
Organism: Arachis stenosperma
Lineage: Eukaryota; Viridiplantae; Streptophyta; Magnoliopsida; Fabales; Fabaceae
Product: 50S ribosomal protein 6, chloroplastic
Exons: 1
Coding region: 77-376 (99 amino acids)
Biological process (GO): translation
Cellular component (GO): ribosome; chloroplast
Molecular function (GO): structural constituent of ribosome; rRNA binding
Source: RefSeq, a predicted model, not a curated record
UGGUAGAAAGAAAGAUAAGGUGGGAGAAUUGGGAAAAACAAACCACAGAAAGAAGAGUGUGAUAGAGUAGAGAAGCAUGUCGACGGUGUCAAGCAUAUUCGGUGGCAGAUUGGUGGUGGCGCCGGUAAGCAGCGGCGGAAGUCGGAUUCCGAUUGGAGUAGGAGGAGUGGUGAUAGAGUGCUCUUCUCGGCCGAAGAAGAAGGCAACGGCGCACCACAUUAAGACAAGGCCACGUAAGACCCAGCCAUGGGACAUCAAGCGCAAGCCCACCGUAUACCCUCCUCUCCCUCCUCUACCUCCUGAAUGGUCCGUUGUUAUUCCCGCCGCCGAUGACUCCGACACUCCUCCUCCUCCUCCGCCGCCUCUUGCUGCUUAGGUGUUGUUGUCUUAUUGUACUUUUUGUUGUGUAUUUUGAAGCCUUAUGCCUAUGUUGCUGCUACAUACUCUGUUUUAUUUGUUAAUUAAAUUAAACUAUGGUGCUUCUUUA